Thyridium curvatum is the source of this 621-nucleotide messenger RNA. RefSeq lists its product as uncharacterized. The record is from RefSeq and is a predicted model, not a curated record. NCBI's taxonomy places the organism in Eukaryota, Fungi, Ascomycota, Sordariomycetes, Thyridiales, Thyridiaceae. The transcript has 4 exons. Bases 1 to 621 code for a protein of 206 amino acids.
AUGUCGAACCCUUCCACGCAAACGUACAUCCCCAGCAAGGUCGUCAAGACCGACUAUCCCCUCAUCGACAAUGACCCGCACUUUAAGCGGGUAGUCGGAUAUGCGCGGCCCUCGGACUACGCCCAUGGUGCCGUCGCGGCUGCCGCUGGACCGGGCUUGCUGAUGGCGAUGGAGAAGUUUGCUCCCUCACACGUCGGCAAGGGCGGGUUUGCGCAGGCGAUGAGGUUAGGAGGCUUCCUUGGCCUCUGCGGCGGUUUCAUCUACUUCUACCAGCGCUCAGCCAGUACGUCCCGACCUCCUGUUGCCCCGGUCAACAUCUCUCCCUUCCAUAACCUCGGCAUAUUGCGCUUUUACGGCAUGUCGGAGAACGCUCGCGAGGUCGAGAUGGACAUGAAGGAGAUGGUGGCCAAGGUCAAGGCCGGCGAGACCCUCUACGGCGAGAGCAGGCUCACCCCCAACAUGCAGGGCGUCGCCGCACGACAGUCAAGAUACUCCUCCCUCUUCAUGGCCGUCAUGCCCUGGUUCAACUUUGUCAACCACAACCAGCACGGCGUCGACACCGCCAAGUACUACCAACAAGCCGAGCGGGAACUGGAGACCGAGCGGGCAGGCAAGGCGUAG